Candidozyma auris is the source of this 2736-nucleotide messenger RNA. It is a transcript of the gene VAC7, whose product is annotated as Vac7p. Gene Ontology annotation, cellular component: PAS complex; fungal-type vacuole membrane. Bases 1 to 2736 code for a protein of 911 amino acids. The transcript has a single exon. The record is from RefSeq and is a predicted model, not a curated record. Gene Ontology annotation, biological process: positive regulation of phosphatidylinositol biosynthetic process; vacuole inheritance; protein localization to vacuolar membrane. Lineage: Eukaryota; Fungi; Ascomycota; Pichiomycetes; Serinales; Metschnikowiaceae.
AUGGUCACAGAAAAACCGCUGUCGUCAAAACCGCCUAGGCCUGUUUCCAUCAGCAUUCCUUCCAACCAGGCUCCACAAGAAGAAUCACUGGCCAAAGGAGGAACUGACGCUAAACCCCCAGUGCCGACGCCAGACGCGACUGAAGGGGCAAAUUCCUCGUCAAAAGCAUCUUCUUCGGCUAUAGUAUCGCCUCUGGUAGCGUCAGAAGCUAAGAAUUCGCCCUUUCCUCAUACGCUAGCGUCAGGUACGCAGAGUGUCACUGGAGCAGGCUCUUCAGCGAACCAAAGUGCUUUGAACGUGGCAGAGGGGCCCAGCGUGAUCAACAAGCAGCUUUUGUCGAAGUUGAACAAGUCCUUGAAGGAGAAACAGAGAAUCAUCAACAACAGCAAGUCUGACUCGAAGAACCCGGCACUGAUCCAGAAGAUCGUCACUACGUCACCUGUGCACGGUACGUUUCCAGGAAAUGUGAGUGACAAGAACGAGGAGAAACCUGACAGUUCGGGGGCAGGUGGUGAUCGCUCCAACGAUCAUCACGAGAGAUCCGCCAAUGACAACGAACCGCUUCUACAUCCACCCUCAGGCCAUAGCCGAACAGAAACACCGCUUUCGGCGCUACCCUCUCUCAAGGGAAGCACGUCGAAGGUGGAUCAGGAUCAUAGCAAAUCGAAGAAAAAGAUCUCCAAACAAAACUCAACAAGGACAGAUUUUUUCGCAGCCAAGUUGGCCUCUGCUGUGGACGACGUGGACACCUCGGAUAGCGACGAGACUUUUGUGUACGAGAACAGCAACAACGACUUCGAGGCACCAAACGCGUCCUCCAGUAAGGCUGGGCCAGCAACGCUACAUCGUGACGACACUGAUGUCAGUACCAAUAACAAUGCCAAUGCCAAUGCGAAUAGCGGCAGCAACAACAAUGUGUCCUCUGCUGGCGUUGUGCAUGAAAAUGAAAGUGCUAGUGCUAGUGUACGGAACAUGACGCCGUUGGAUUCUGCCGUUCAGAGCCCGUCAGUGGAGAAGAAAGAGCACGACGAGCCCAGUGCGCUUGCAACACUCCCAAACCCCAUAUAUCAAAGAGCAGAGCUGAUUCAUUCAGUGCAGUCGUCAAAAUGGAACCUCAGAAAUACGGUCACCAAUUCGAAUGUGACACCUCCAACAACUCAGGUUGUUCGCAACCAACAGAACCCCAUGAGUGCCCAUGGGUCUAAUUCAUGCUCGGAAGUGCACCUGUUCGCCAACCCAUACAUCGAUCUCAACAAGGGUGGCUCGAUCAAAAAUGUCAGGAAGUCAAGCUCUCAGUCGCUCAUAAACAACGAUCACAAGGCAAAUCUAAAUCUUUCACCUCGUUAUGCCGCCUCGAACCAGAACUUCGGAUUCAAUUCACCUGGCGCCCACAGCCAUGAGGGUUCGCAUGACAGAUACUCUUUUGAUGAGGACGGUAUCAUGUGUGACGAGGUUUCGUAUCAGGGCGACGUUGCUCUGGUAUGCACUGAUUUUAAUAACACGGUAACUCAGUCCUCGGAGCAACCAAAAGAUGAUCAUUUGGCCCUCAACAGCAGGAGCACAGACAAAAACCACAGAUCCUCCACGACGUCGCUGAAACUCAGAUCGACGACUUCUAAGUUGUUCGACAAAAAGGGCGCUCAGCCAAGGCGCUACAGUAUUAUACCUGACGAUAUCGACAUUGAGGAUUUUGACGACGACUUAAUUUAUUACGACAACAACAACAUUCGUUUUCCAUACAAUAGCCAGAACGGGAGCCACCUUAAUGAAUCCACCUCGUUACUUAACCAUCACCGCAUGCCCCACUAUCGUUCACUCAACUUGAGUAACACAGGUCCCCGUCAACAUGUCAACAAUAAGCGAUACUCAUCGAUGGGUUUCAAUAACAGAGCUCCGCUGGGCAACAACAUAUAUCCCUUUCCGUACCACGAUCAAAAAUAUCAGUUUGAUUUGGAUAACUACGAUGAAGAGGCUACAAUGGAUAGUCCUGACGAAGUGCAUGCUAAGUCCAUCUUUGCCAAUCGGAACAAUCUUUCACCCAGCAACACUCACUUCAGGCUUCCUAGAAAGGUAUCUGAUGACAGUAUGAGGAAAGGCCGUGUGAGAUGCUUAAAAAGCUUUGUCUACACUAUGGUGUCUAUCGUAUUGAUAUUAGCCAUCGGUUUCAUCAUGGGAUUCUUGCUCGCUUCCACUAAAGAACUUUCCAACUUGUCGAUUGUGAAUAUCAACAAUGCACUAGUGAGCCAGGAUGAGCUACUAUUCAGUGUUAUUGUGGAGGCAGUCAACCCAGGCUGGUUCACGGUCUCUAUCGAGGAUGUUGAAAUCGACAUUUUUGCCAAGAGUGGCUAUCUCAAGGACGAGCUGGCUGGAACUCUGGAGAGCACUGUAGAAACCGUGUUGUUAGGCAGCGUGACAAGUUUUGAGUCUACGGUCGACUUCCACCGCAGUUUCUUCAAUAGAGAGUUCCAGCAGCAGAAGGGUGAAAUUAAGCUUGUGGCACCUGGACGCAAUCUUACAGGAAGUAUCGAUACGGCACUUUUGCAAAGUGUUGGAGACAUGGAAGAAACAGAGAAUCCAGACAACUCGGAGAAGUGGGAAAUUAUACGAAAGCAUCCCUUUGAUCUCAUAUUGAGGGGCGUGUUGAAGUACAAGUUGCCGCUCUCCAACACAGAGAAGUCAGCCGUGGUGGAUAAAGUAGGCUACAUCGAUCCCGAAGUUCCUCAGGGGAUAAUAUAA